GUGAAUGAAUGGAUCAACAGAUUCAAGACACAAAAGGUGGAGAGAGUUGCAUGCCAGCCUUAUAGAGAGUGACAGCAAUGGGCUCACAGACAGCAGUGUCCUACUUGAUGGCUCUGAAUUCUUCUCAAGCAUCCCUCAGACUCAGACCCUCAAGUUUUCCCCUCCAAAUCCCACCUCAUGCCAAGGCCACAAGCCGCAAUCUGAUUCUCAAAUUUCCCAGAGCAAGAACCAGAGCAACCCUUGAUGGCAAGGAACAAAGUGCCACCACCACACCUCUACUUGUCCAGGAACCACAGCCCAACAGAGAAGUUGAGGAGAGUGUGAAAGUGCUCAAGAAUGCGGCAAAAACAAGACGGGUGGUUGCAGAGGAGGUUCUCUCUGCUCUAUCUGUCAUUGAGAAGGCAAAACUUGACCCCUCCGGGUUUCUCGAUACGCUUGGUGGAUCAAAAUCCCCUGGCAGAACCUGGAUGCUCAUUUUUACUGCUGAGAAGGAAUUGAAGGGUGGUCGCUACUUCCCUAUUACAGCUGUUCAGAGGUUCGAUGCUGCUGGAAAGAGAAUUGAGAAUGGAGUGUAUUUUGGGCCAAUUGGAUGCUUAACAUUUGAAGGAAGAUUUUCUUGGAAGAAGAGAAUACUGGCCUUCAUCUUCGAGUGUAUCCGGAUAAAAGUUGGACCUUUGAAAGCUUUAGAGAUCAGUCUAGGCCAAAAGGAUGACAGAGAGCCUAGCACGAAGGAUCCCUUCUUUAUAUGGUUUUACAUUGAUGAAGAAUUAGCAGUUGGUCGAGGCAAAAGUGGAGGAACUGCUUUCUGGUGCCGCUGUCGACGUGUAAUAUCUUGAUUUUCUUGUUUAAUUUAACUCAAACAUAGAUGUCAAAUAUCCUUUUAUGGAUCAUAUUAUACGUAUAUAUCAGGACUACAAUCAAUUGGAAAGGUAACAUAUGCUAUCAAGGCUGUGUCAUGCCUCUUUUACAUUAUUUUAAGCCGAAAAUUUAUCUGUAACCACUUUAUUUUAUGUUUUUCCUCUUUGACAUUAUUUGGCUUUGUGCUGAGCCCUGCUGUAAUUGAGAAGAUCUUCUAUCUUUGGUAUACUUUCUUUGAUGAUUGGAAUUUCA
Prunus persica (peach) is the source of this 1110-nucleotide messenger RNA. RefSeq lists its product as uncharacterized. The transcript is spliced from 4 exons. Lineage: Eukaryota; Viridiplantae; Streptophyta; Magnoliopsida; Rosales; Rosaceae. Bases 78 to 836 code for a protein of 252 amino acids. The record is from RefSeq and is a predicted model, not a curated record.